AUGUCGUUGCGGACCGUCGUGGAGGUGGCUCUCCACUUCGAGAGCUUCAGGAACGUCGACCUCUUCCACCAGGGGCUGUACCAUCUGAGGGCUCGCGUCUACCGGGAGGAGGGCAGCAGGCAGCUGCUCGCGUCCCCAUACGGCCACUUCCGGAGCCAAACGCAGGUGGACGCUGCGAAGGCCAGGCCGAGUCGCACGGACCGUCCGGACCACCACCACUUGAUCCCAGCACAUGUCGUCGAUGAAAUGUGCACCUUCUCCACGCGGAGUUUUCUCAUUCGAUAUUGUGAGGAAGAUGUGGAGCUCGAUGACAUAGGCCAGUUCCGGAUGGAGCUCUGGUCGGGCGAGGAGGACUGUGGCCCGUUUGUGGUAGAGGUCGACCUGAUGUUUGCCGAUCUAACCGCACAUGGUGGAGCAGACCGGUUCGGCGAGCAGCCAGACGUCGAGUCCACGGAGUUCAAGAAUGUGAGCACGCUUGCCCUCAGAAUACACCACGCGGAGAAGGGUGUCCACGAGUUUGUCCCCAUCGUGUUCGACGAGUACCACUUCUGCCUCGUGAACAUGGUCGUCCACACGGCCGUGCUGGACGUGCGCCCGCGGCUGCGGCCGCAGGACCUGCUGCUGGUCCGGCGGAGGCCGCCCGCCGGCAAGGGCGCUGCUGCCAGCGUCGAGGGCCCCCCGCAGCCGGGCGGACCGCUCGGCACGCCGGUGAGCGUCUCGAGGACGCCCGCGCGGCGGGGCCAGUCCCAGCAGUGCCAGCCCCCGCUGUCGCUGGGCGAGGCACUGUUUGGCAGCGUGGGAGCUUCUCCGGAGGAGCUGCUGGAGCGGGUGGAGGAGUUGUACUGGAAGCACGUGGGCACCCUGGCAGACUCUUACAGCAAGCAGCUGGCCUGGCUGGAGAGGAUCUGUGCCAGGUGCCUCUCGCGGCAGCAGCAGGAGAUCUUCAAAGACUGCCUCGGCCGACCUGAGCUGAGACUGCCUGAGGGCAUGCCAGCUGGGGGUCGCCUGCCGAACGACGCCCCAGCACACGCGUCAACUGCUUUGAGGGAGAGCUUGAAAGCUAGACUCGGGCCAUCGCCGACAGAACGCACGGUGGCCAUGCAUUUCGUGCAGGAUAUAGACGCGGUCUCUGCGCAAAUCGUGGAGGUAUGGAAUCAGUCGCUGGGGGUCAUGUCCAGCGUCUGCAGGGAGGUCGCUGCGCUGCUACGAAUAGACUGGGAGAAGUGCAUAAUCGACCGGUGGGCCGUGUGCAUCCGAAAGGACGUGAUGCCCGACAACAUUGCGGAGCCCACCGACAAGAAUAUAGGCAUUCUUCACGGCGACCAGGCAGAGGCGACACGCAAGCAGCUCGCGUCUCAGCCUGUAGAGUGGAGUGGCCCCUGCGUGGAGGACACGACCCUGUUUCCGCCCACGAGCCAACGCCCAGUCCUCUUCGAGCAGAGUUAUCUGCCUCGGCCCCUCUCGAGUAAGAACACGAGUGACGCAGGCGCCUCAGCUCCCAGCGAGAAUGAGAGGUUGCUGCCGUCAGCUCCGAAGGAAUACGACGGGGUGCACCUGUUUGUCUUGGUGCAUGGUUUCCAAGGGAACUCCUACGACAUGCGGUUGAUGAAGAACAAUAUAGCACUUCUCUUCCCAGAAGCUAUUUGUUUAUGCUCUUCCGCCAAUGAGGACAACACCGAUGGGGACGUGAAUGAGAUGGGCAUCAGACUGGCACAGGAGGUGGUAAAUUACAUCAGCGACUGGUGCCCCGCCUCCGCGCUGGGCAGGCUAAGCUUCAUCGCACAUUCGAUGGGUGGCCUCAUUGUUCGAGCAGCACUGCCUCUGCUGAGCGAAUAUAGCAGCCAUAUGCACACAAUGCUAACCUUCUCGACCCCGCACGCUGGGUACUUUAUGAACAGCCUCUCGCUCUUCCACGUCGGCCUGCAGAUUCUGCAGACGUGGCGUCAAUCGCAGUGCCUGUCGCAGAUCUCCAUGGCGGACCACUCGGACCCGCGGGAGACCUUCAUGUACAAGCUGAGCAAGAGCAAGGGCCUGGAGUUCUUUGAGCAUGUGGCACUGGUGUCCUGCCCCAGUGACCAGUACGCCUCCUUCGACUCCGCCCGCAUAGAGAUAGGCGGCAUGCUGGAUAAGCACCCAAACCAGGACGCGUACGUGUCCAUGGUGCGCAACAUUUGGGAGCCCGUGAAGCCGGAGAGGGUGAUCCGCUUCGACGUGGAUUUCAGCAUCCCAGAGCAGAAUUUGGACACCUUCAUUGGCCGGGCGUCUCACAUCCAGUUCCUAGAGUGCCAGUCAAUAAUGAAGAUGAUCAUUCACGAGUACGCUUGGCUCUUCAGGCGGCCGAGCGCCGCGACGCUGGCCGCCCAUGGCUGCCCGGCCAGUGCGCCGCACCUCCGCUUUGCAGGUCCGGCGCCGAGGUGGGCCCGUGAGCCCUCCGCGCCCAGCAGGACGGCCCCGCCGCGCCAUGCGCUCGGGCAGCGCCGCGCUGCCGAGCUCGAGGCCGCCUGCAGGGCCUCUGCCCUGCAGGCGGCGGCCCGGCAGAGGAGGGCCGCCGGCGCGCAGGCCUCGGCCGUCCAGCCGGCGGCCCCAGCGCCGCCUCGCGCAGGCCGACAGCGCCAGCUUUUGCUCCAGCCACGGGCACGCCUGGCUGAUGUGGCGUCUAGCAUGGCGGUCUUCGGUCGCACCCGCCCCGCGGCGUCCAGCACGGCCACCGCCGUCGACUUUGGCUCAGACCAGUGCUCGCGUGUCCAGAGCCAACGCCCAGGCCGGGCGCUCGACUGCUCCGCCUCGCUGCGCACAGAGGCACGCCUCCAGCUGCUCGCGGUCAGGGACAUCAUGGAACGGCGCGGCCAGUUAGGCGGUGGCCCAUGCCAGAUGCCGGCGAGCUCGAGCGCCUACCGGACGUGCCUCACGGGGUGCGGAGCCGACGUGCGGGGCCUGUCGGACGAGCAGGUGGAUGCUCUCCUGCAGGGCGUGAAGCUGCGCCUUGCGCUGCACCGUGAGCCGGCGAGCGCGGAGAUUGCGCGGUGGCAGCUCGUGGACGUCACCGCGGCGGCGGUGGCGGACGCGCUCGCACGCCUCCCGCCGUCUGCCACGGCCGAGGGGGUGAUCUGGAAGGCAACCCUGCGCGCGGUCAGCUCGGCGCGGUACGCCGAGGUCGUGGACGACGAGCACGAGUUCACGCUGCUUUGCAAGCAGGUGCGGCUGCGGCACUUGCCCGGCCUGGGGCAGGACAUGGGUCAGGCAGAGAUUGGGGCCGCCAUGUUCCCGCUAGCGCCACAGCGGCGCUGGCCAGCCUCGCUCGCGCGCCCAGCGGCCGACAGAGCAAAGCGGUCCACGGCGCACGAGCUUGACGAGAUCAAGCUAGAGACGGUCACGCAGGACCGCGAGAAGAAGCACAACCCAGAGGCCCACGGAGACCCAGAGGAACACGCCGAGGACCCAGACGAGGUCUACGUAGACCUAGGUGGCGGAUGCGGAGCAACCAUCGUGAUGGGUGUCGGCAAGUUCUGCGGCGUGGCCCAACACAUAGUGGCAUGGUGCGACGGGCGGGGCGGAAUCUUGCAGCGCGAGACGGCAGGCCUGGUCAAGCUGAGCAAGACCGAUAAACGCUACGCUCUGGUGCGCUGGGUGCGAGACGACGGCGCCUGGGACAGUGCGAUGGGGGACGUCGCGCUGGUGGCGCCUGUGGGAAACGCGAGGCAGUGCUCCGACCAGUGGGAGUUCCUCGACCAGCGACGCGCAAACGUGUCGACGGUGGGCGGCGCCAUCCCUUCUGGCCAGCUCGACUGCGGCCAGGCGGGACAGGAGGGCGCCCCCGUCAACUGUGAGAUCGUGGUCGGUAACGACGCGUGGGCGGGCAGCGCAUGGAGCGCAGCGAUCGUCAAUGACGGCCUCGACGACGUCUACGCGAUAGCCUCGGCAACGUCGAGGUUGGCAGAGCUCGGCCACUCGCGAGCGGGGCUGCAAGCUGGUGGAGUAGCGGGGGCCGCUCUCAUCGCAGCGGUGAGGGCUAGGGCGAUCCAGGGCGGGAUGCGCGCGGAGAUCGUCGUGGGGCAGUCGGGGGGGUGGCGCAAAUCCCAGACCAAUGGAUGGGCAGAGCGAGCUAUCCAGACCACGAGGAAGCAGGUCACGGCACUGAUGCUCGCAGCAUCCCAGACGCUUGGAGGCAGGCGCGGCGCGGGGCUCCACCGCCGAAGCGUGGUGUGGGAGGGCGCCGGCCUGACCCGCUACGAGAAGACGCGCGUGAUCAAGUAUGCAGUGGCGUGCAGACGACCAGGGGCGCGCAUCAAAAAGCUUGAGCUUUCCUGGCUGGAAGUGUUCUGGCAUGGCAGAGGCGCGAGGGCGGGCGAGCGCCUGAUCGGCACCCUGAUGGGAAUUCGCCGAUCACGAGCCAUGCGGCGGAAGGUGGGGGUCAGGCGGUGGUGCCCAGCAUUGUUCGACAUGAUGGCGUGGGCACCGUGGGGGCGAAGGCCUGCGACGCGUAGUUUCGAGCCUCGGUUCUCCGACCGCGAGAACUUCGUGGUCGCCGCUCCGUCGCUGCCCCAGCUGCAGGCGAUGCUGACCAGCGCGGAGGUGAACGGCUGCGCCGGGGCGCUCGGCGGCUGCAGUUGUAUAUUCUUCCAGGCGCCCCAGGCGGAGGACAGCGCGCAGAUGUGCGAGAUCAAUUGCGGCUUCGCCUUCGCCAUUGCGGGCAAGACCAAUCUGACCAAUGGCGGGCUGAUGGGGCUGGGGCUCGUGGGCAACGCGAAGCUCGCGACGCGGCUGGGGGCGAACGAGAUGGGCCGGGGGGGCGGCGGCGAGUGUAUCGAUGCGAAGGGCCAUUGGGCAUGCAGGAUGUGGGUGGGCAAGCUACUGCAGCUGCUCCGCCAUCGCAUGCCAUGCGGCGUGGAAUUGGAGUGCUCGGCCGCGGCGUGGCAGCGCCAACCCAGGGGGACCAACGACGUCUCGAGCGGCGGCGGCGCUCAGUAUUACGGCUGCGCGGUGCUAUCGUGGUCGCAGGGCAAGGGUUGCGUUGCCCGGGGGGCGGCCGAGAGCGAGCUGUGCGCCCGCGGCUCUGGAGCGGCGGGCGCGCUGGACCUAGCGUCGCUGAUGGAUGAGCGGGGGGAUGAGAUUGCGCCAGUGUUGGCCAGCGACGCGGCAGUGGCCUGCGCAUCGCGAAGAAGAGAGGCGCUGGCAAUGUGGGCGGCAUCGAGAUGCGCUGCGUUGCCCCGCAGCGAUGGCGAGAGCAGAAAGGGUUGGAUUUCGAGAAGAUUUGACAGCGAGGACGAUAUUUUGCCGAAGCCCACGGCCAUGGAGAAGCUCGGCAAGUUAUCGCGGCUGAUGGACGGGCGCGGAGCGCCGCGCUGCCCGCCGAGGCUGAGGGCGGCGCUCGAGCUGGUCCUGCUGGUCGCGGCCGUGCUCGCGGCGGCCGCGGGCACCUGGGGCACGGCCGCCCGCAUGCUGGGUCAGAGCGCCAGCGGCGUCCCCCUCGCCUGGAAGGCUCUGAAGGUGAUGGACGUCGACCGGAACGACCAAGUUGAUUUCGGAGAGUUCGUGGCCGUGUUCAGGGAGCAGAACCGUGGCCUCUCGCGCAGUGUCGCCGCAGACGCGUUCCAGAGGCUGGACUCGGAUCGGGACCAGGCGCUGAGCUCUGACGAGGUCGAGGACGUAGACGUCAGGCCGCCCGUCUUCGAGGUGGCGGACCGGCGGCGGCGGCAGCCAGGGGGCGCCUGGGAGAGCGUCUUUCAGUUCGUGACCUGCGGCGGGCAGUGCUCGAGGAGGAGGGAGCCGGGGAUGCCGUGGGAGCGGGCCGCCGUGCGGGCGCCGCCCCCCAUGGUUACGUGGUCCUUCCUCAUCUUCGUCGCGACCCCUCCACGUGAGAGCGGCAGAGGGGCUGGCGCCGCCGCGGCAGUGCAGCGGGGAGCGGCGGCUGCCGCAGCAGGGGGCCCUCGCGCCCGAGCGCUCGUUUCGCAUCUUCUUAUUGGAUGCCCACCAGCACAUCCUUUCAUUGCUGGUGGCUGUACGGAUAGUCGCGGAAGCCAUUCGCAUUUUAAAGCCUCGCCCGUUCGUUUGCACCUCUUGGUCCCAGCACGCGGGUCUGCAAAUGACGGGUUGUGA
Molecule: messenger RNA, 6096 nt
Organism: Prorocentrum cordatum
Lineage: Eukaryota; Dinophyceae; Prorocentrales; Prorocentraceae
Source: the annotation of a GenBank genome assembly